CCGCCGCCAUGUUGUUGAGGCCGCUCUCCGUCUCUGUCUCCGCGUCGCUGCGGCUCCGGCGCCUCCUCUCCGUGUCCGUGGCCCGCGGGCCGCCCGCUGCCCGGGUGGCGGUGGUGCUGUCGGGCUGUGGGGUCUACGAUGGCACCGAAAUCCACGAGGCAUCAGCGAUCCUGGUGCACCUGAGUCGGCGGGGAGCGGACUACCAGGUCUACGCACCUGAUGUCUCGCAGAUGCACGUCAUUGACCACGUGAAGGGGGAGCCAACAGCGGAGAGCAGGAACGUGCUGGUGGAAUCGGCGAGGAUCGCCCGCGAUGUGCAGGAACUCGGCAAACUCCAGGCCCAGGACCACGACGCCGUCAUCUUCCCCGGGGGCUUCGGGGCCGCCAAGAACCUCUCCACCUUUGCCACACAAGGCCAGGACUGCCUGGUGAUACCGGAGGUGCAGCGAGUCCUCACCGAGUUCCACAAGGCGCAGAAACCCAUUGGGCUGUGCUGCAUCGCUCCAGUGCUGGCUGCCCGGGUGCUGGGGAAGGUGGAGGUGACGGUGGGUGACGAGGAGGAGGGGGGGGGGCGCUGGCCGUACGCUGGCACAGCCGCUGCCAUCACGGCCAUGGGGGCCAGGCACCGCAUCACCGACGUACACCAAGCCCACGUUGAUGCUGAGAACAAGAUCGUGACGACUGCGGCCUUCAUGUGUGAGACGAAGAUUCACCACGUGUACGACGGCAUCGGCGAGAUGGUGCAGCGGGUGCUGCAGCUGACGGCACCCUGAGCCCAGGCCAACGUCACCCUGUGUCUGUGUCUGUGUGUGUGUGUGUGAGAUAGUGUGAGUGUGAGUGUGAGUGUGUGUGUGAGUGUGUGUGAGUG
Amblyraja radiata (thorny skate) is the source of this 868-nucleotide messenger RNA. RefSeq names its product glutamine amidotransferase-like class 1 domain-containing protein 3B, mitochondrial. NCBI's taxonomy places the organism in Eukaryota, Metazoa, Chordata, Chondrichthyes, Rajiformes, Rajidae. The record is from RefSeq and is a predicted model, not a curated record. Gene Ontology annotation, cellular component: mitochondrion.